Messenger RNA from Wallemia ichthyophaga EXF-994, 1632 nucleotides. RefSeq lists its product as uncharacterized. Lineage: Eukaryota; Fungi; Basidiomycota; Wallemiomycetes; Wallemiales; Wallemiaceae. The record is from RefSeq and is a predicted model, not a curated record. Bases 1 to 1632 code for a protein of 543 amino acids. The transcript is spliced from 2 exons.
AUGGGACUAAUCUCAGUGCCGCGAAAUGGCAUAUUCAAUGUCCAAAGCAAUGGUCAAGCCAGUACUUCGAGAAAUGUUAUCGAUGAAAGCCAAACAGCGCCACAGUUGCAAUUACAGCAGAAAGAAGAGCAACAGCUACAACAGCAACCACAACAACAACCACAAGUACAGACACCAUCGCGGGCAAAUGACACGAGCAAUCACAGAAGGGACAUCCUCAGUAUGACAACUCAAAAGAUCCCCGAUGAAUUGAACGCCGCCAACAUAAAACGUCUACAAAUUACGAUAGAGAAGGGCAUUAUUCCAAUCGUACAGGAUUCGGUUUUGCCUAUCAUUAAGCGAUACGUUCAUAAACACGGCGAGAAUUAUCAUUCGCAAGGCAACACCUUAUUUACAGAAAUCUUCACCAUAGUAAACGACCUUAUCACACCCAUGAUCCAAUCAACGAUGGAGAAAGUGAGCGCUCAGCACAUUACUCAACUGGUAUCGAAUUCCAUCAAUACUACGAUUUCUACCUGUUAUUUGGACAACAUCGACUCUAAUGGUGUGGAUUUCUUACAUAAUACUCAUAAAAUGCGCCAUCAAAAUCAAUUAAAUCAACAAAGUGCGAUUAAUGCACAAAACAACGGCCUACAGUCAACCUGGUUGAGCAGUACAAGAAGUACCCCCUCUAAGCAGGAUCAACGCAAACGUACUCGCAGAAGUAAUGAGAAUGAUGAGCAGAUUGCUGACGCCAAUUCGAAACAAAAUGAUAAUGACGAAGUGCACUUUCUCUCACACUCCAAAAACACAUCUCCAAUCAGUCAAGAGGUCCUUAAGAGUCUUUCAGAUUUCAGAAAUCAUCUAGAGAAAAACAUCAGAAGUAACAUAGAUAUAGUCAAACAACAGGAGUUGCACACCAGUAAACUCAAGGAACUCGAACAUGUUUCCCGAACCUUGAACAUUCGAACCAGUGCUACUCAAGAGUGGCGUAGCCAAACACAAACAUGCAUAGAGAGGUUGAGCCGAAAUGAGCUAAGUAUUAAGAAUGCAUCUAGAGCAUUUGAUAAUAUGACAGCUCGAAUGGACGCCAUGAAUCUUCAAUUGACACAAGUGGAUCAGCGUCAGUCGACAUUAAGACGCACAGAUUCCAAUCAAGCGCAAGGUGACACCGAAAAUUUCAAAAUAAGUGCCAUCGAAAAUCUUUUGGAAAAGAUGGGUGAGCGAAUAACCUCAAUCGAGAAUACAAAAGUGGCCAUAGGCGGGACGAAGCUGCAGAGCGCCGCAGAAAGCAGAAGCUCGACUCCUCAGCAGCAAGAAAAAGGGCUGGAGGACAGGCUGAUGAAGAAGAUUAGCAGUCUAGAGGAAAAGGUGAAGGAAAAGAUUAUCGAAAUCAGACGAGACGCAAGCCAGCAGCAAGAAGAUUUACACAAAAAUCUUCUUGAGAUGGUGCAAGCGAAGCUUAAGGAGCACUUUGCUGGUAUAGACGAAUCUAACAGCGGAUUUCAGGACAAGCUGCAAUCUCUUCGCGAUGAACUGAAAGAAUCAAUUUUUGAGACGUUUGAGAUCCAGAGGGAGAACAGCAGUAAGCAAGAAAGGAGAAUAGCCGAUCUUGAAAUUGCGCUGAAUAAAUCAUAUGAACAAAGCUGGUAA